AGAAGAGCCAAGGAGACUCUCACUAGAAUUGUCAUGCAGACCACCGAAAGGUGACGGCUCCUCCCGACCAAUUCAUUGCUCUCGCGCGCGCACAGACACACAAAGUCACCAUGCUUCCCUCGUCAUUACUGCGGUCGAUCUCGCUUCUUUUGUCCGCACCGGCUGUUCUAGCGCUUGAGUUCACACCUGGUUCAUCAUGCGCCACAUAUUGCUUGAACGACGGGGAAGACGAUGCGUUCAGCGCCAAAGCCUCGUUCACGAAUGGCACUGAGAUCACCUGCGACGACUUGGACUUCGCGACGGAUGACAAGGGAAUCAAGUUCCAAAACUGCCUAGAGUGCCUUUCAAAAAGCGACAAGGUCGAGGACGAGGAAUCCGACAGUCAUUGGUUCAUAUACAACCUUCGAUACGCGCUCAGUACAUGUCUUUUCGACAAGCCAGAGUCCGACAAGAACAGGCAGAUCAGCUCGCCAUGCGUUCUCAAAUAUGCCUGCGAACCACUCGAAGCAUCUCUCACAGAUGACGACCUCAAAGCUCAAGCCGAAAACACAUGGGACUACUGCGAUGCCGACGACGCAUCCUUCGAGAAAUCGAAAGUGUGGAAGUGCGUCGAGUGCCUGCGCAUCCAAGAGUUCAGCUAUCUCUCCAAUUUCAUGGUUGCCCUCGAGGCUGGCUGUGAACAGAAACCUGACGCUGGGAACAUGGUCUCUCUGAGCGGCACAGUCUUCAGCAGCUCCCCCGUCAACAUCACCGAGCCUCAAGUCGACAUUCGCACCAAGCCGAAAGGCGCCGGCAGUAACGACCUGACCACCGGUGCCAUUGUCGGCAUCGCCGUCGGAGUCGGCCUCAUCCUCUUUGGCGGACUGUCUCUCUUCAUCAUCCACUGGCGAAGGCAGAAGCGCAUGGGCCGCAACGAGAAGGACGUCGACUUGGACCGUCGUGAUAGCGACUACGGGACCACGCCCGACCCCAUCCUGCCUCGUGGCGGCCAGAUGACCUCUUCCCUGCGGUCGAACACUCCACAGAGCGGCUAUGAUGCCAAGGGUCCCUCUAUGACAAGCGGCGAGUACUAUGACAAGCAGGAGGAGGACAUCACCGCCUCCAGACCCCACUAUGCCUUUGAUCCGCGAUCACGAAGUCGCGGACCUGGAAGCGCCCUGCCUUCACAUGCGGCAUACAUCCCUCGAGCCGUCUCACGACUCCGCUCAGACGACAGCAUAGGGUCCAGCACGCGGACCGCGUCGCCGCCCCGUGGCCACGCUCGAUCAAAAACCACCGGCUCCGUGAACAUCCACGCGGCCCUCAACUCAAACGAGGCGCUCGCCAGCACCGAGGCGGUCCCCACGAUCCAGCAACCACCCGCUGCUUCGCGCCGUGCCGCCUCGGUCGAUCGAGGCUCCGGCAUCCCUCCUCCGCCUCCAGGUCCUCCUCCCCGAUCUCACCGCAAGACACCCUCGUUGGGUCUCCCCUCUGUGAGAAGGAUUGCCCGACCGAAGCAAUACUCUCCGCCGCAGGUCGAAGGUACCAGUGACGAGAUGACUAUUUCGGAGCCAGUGAUGAGGACCGAGACAUCGCGGUUCCACGAUAGACCAUUGCAGGGCGGCACCGUCCUUGCCACGGAGGGGAAGCCACACGCGAGAGAGGACAACAACAAGUACGAGGAGGUGCCAAUGAGGAGCGGCAAAAGCAUGCUCUAUGGCUUUUGAUCUUUCGAAAGGCUUGUCGCAAGUCUCUGAUUGAUAGGCGUUUCGGCUUCGGUUGGGUUGGGCCGCUCAGGUACUCUUAGGAUAAAGCAAGGAGUCAACGGACAUUGUGU
Molecule: messenger RNA, 1816 nt
Organism: Emericellopsis atlantica
Lineage: Eukaryota; Fungi; Ascomycota; Sordariomycetes; Hypocreales; Bionectriaceae
Exons: 3
Coding region: 111-1706 (531 amino acids)
Source: RefSeq, a predicted model, not a curated record